ACAAACAGAUUUUAGAUAGAAAUGAAUAUGGGUGUCUUACAAUAUUAUUUCUCAAUGAAGGCUUUGCUUUGGGUUUUAGUGGUUUUUGUUCAAACUCGUGAGUACAUGGGUUGCUUGGAGGAAGAUAGAGUUGGUCUGCUUCACUUGAAGUCAUUUCUUAAUAUAUCCAUUCCGUCUCUCACAGCUUAUAAUUCAGACUAUGAUCUUCUUCCUUCAUGGGUCGACCAUGAGAAGAGUGAUUGUUGUGGUUGGGAGCGGGUCACGUGCAACUCCACCACAGGUCAUGUGAUAGAACUGUCCCUUCACAAUUUAAUGCAUGAUCCUUAUUACAAUCUUCAUUUGUAUAAACAAAGGGUGAAAGAUUAUGAGGAACUUCCAUGGUUGUUAAAUGUGUCUCUAUUAGAGCCUUUCAAGGAGUUAAGAAGUCUUGAUCUAUCCUCUAACGCAAUCGAUGGUUGCAUACGAGAUGAAGGAUUUGAAAAGCUUUCAACCCUAAGGAAUCUGGAAAAUUUAAACCUUGGUUACAACUUGUUUGAUGACAAUAGCAUUCUACAAUCUCUGGGUGCUAUCACUUCGCUCAAGACUUUAAAUCUUACUUGGAAUAUGUUGGAGGGAUACUUUCCAGCACAAGAAUUAGUUACGUUGAGAAAUUUGAACACGCUGGAUAUAAGCUUCAAUUCGUACAAUGGUACCCUCCCAAAUCAAGGUUUUGAAAGGCUAGCGGUACUGAGAAACUUGGAGACAUUGAUCCUUGAUGGGAAUAACUUUGGCUACAGCAUCAUACCAUCUCUAAGUAACCUUAAAUCCCUUAUGACAUUAAGUCUUUCAAGGAAUAAGUUUUGGGCAGAUCAUGAACGAGUAAAUGCUGAAGGUACUUUCGAAAGGCUUGCCGUAUUGAGAAAUCUGAAAACAUUGAAUCUUGUUGAGAAUAACGUUGAUGACAGCAUCAUAUUAUCUCUAAGUAGGCUUACAUCCCUUACGACAUUGAAUCUUGCGGAUAAUGAUUUGCAAGGAGUAAAUUAUGGUUGGAAAAUGUUGUCAAGAUUGGAGAAUUUGGAGAUAUUAGAUCUUUCUCACAAUUACCUCGACGAAACUAGUUUUCUUCAAUCAAUUGCUGCAAUCAAAUCUCUUAAGACUCUCAAUCUUAAAGACAAUGAGUUGACGGGAUCCUUUCCAACUAAAGAGCUAGCAAAUUUAAGCAAUUUGGAGGUUCUUAUCUUGGCAGGAAAUCAUUUUGGUGGACGGCUAGCAACCCAAGAAUUUUGUGCAUUGAAGAAGCUUGAAGUAUUAGAUCUAUCUUACAAUUACUUUGCGGGGAUCCUACCUCCAUGCAUAAACAAUAUGACAUCUCUUGUGGUGUUAGAUAUUUCUGAUAACCAAUUCAAUGGAAAUGCUUCAUCAUCAUAUGUAGAAGCCAGCAGAACAAGUCUCGAGUACAUUGCUUUCAAUUAUAACCAGUUUGUGGGCAUAUUCUCAUUCAAAUUAUUUGCCAAUUACUCUAAGCUUAAGGUUCUUGGAUUCAACGGCCAAAACAAUAAAGUUGAAAUAGAAACUGAAGGUUCCAUGGGUUGGGACCCUUUGUUUCAGCUGAAGAUCAUUGAGUUGUCCAGUUGUAGUCUGAACAAGCUCACCGGCAGUAUUCCGAAAUUUCUUCUUGUCCAGUAUGAACUGGAUAUAGUUAAUCUUUCUCAUAGUAAGUUGAAAGGAAGCUUUCCGAAUUGGUUGGUUGAAAACAAUACAAGAUUACGCGUGCUAGAUCUUCGUAAUAACUUUUUUGUUGGCCAGUUAUAUUUACCAACAUUGAUCCACACGCAUAUGACCUGGAUGGAUGUCUCGACCAAUCACUUGGAUGGAAAACUUCCAGAGAACAUUGGCAAGAUUUUUCCAAAUUUAUUAUAUCUAAAUCUUUCCAAUAAUAAUCUUGAAGGUAAUCUUCCUUCCUCAAUUGGUGGCAUGCUUUAUUUGGAGGUAUUAGAUUUUUCUUCAAAUAAUUUCUUAGGCGGGGUCCCAAGAGGAUUAAAUACAGGUUGCUUCUCAUUGAGUAUUUUGAACCUUGCUCAUAACAACUUCAGCGAUGCAAUUUUCGUUGGGACAAACCAGAAAGUUCUGCAAAUGAAUGAUAAUCAAUUCACAAGUAUCACACCAGUACUUAAUUCAACUGUUUAUCUAUCAUAUUUAGAUAUCAGCAACAACAGAAUUUCAGAUACUAUCCCCCGAUGGCUUGGGAACACGUCAUACUUGAGAACUCUUGUUAUGGCUAACAAUGGUUUUUAUGGUCGUAUCCCAUGUGAACUAAGUGUGACAGGUACUUUAGACCUUUCUCAUAACUUAUUUACUGGAUCGUUACCAAUUUGCUUGAAUUUACCAAAGCUUGAACACCUAUAUUUGCAAGGGAACAAAUUCACAGGAUCAAUACCGAAAGUUAUUUUCAAUUCCUCAUCUCUUUUGACAUUGGAUAUUGGAGAUAACAAGUUUACGGGCAGCAUCUCUGUUGAAAUCAAACAACUUCAAGCCUUAAAAGUACUUUUGUUGAGUGGCAAUCGUUUCACUGGUAUAAUUCCGAAUCAGUUGUGUUUGUUAAGAAUGAUAAGAAUAAUGGAUCUUUCCAAGAAUGGUUUUUCUGGGACCAUACCACAAUGCCUCCAUGACAUAUAUUUUGGGAAGACACUGGCACCUAGUUUUGACUAUUUUAGUGGAAAAGUUGAUUCUAUCAAUCUGUUUAUGGGAUCAACUUACACAUAUAAAGGUUUCUCUAACAGGGAUGUUGACACUUACCCAUAUCUUGAAUAUGUUGAUGUAGAAGUAGAGAUUGAGUUUGUAACCAAAUAUAGGCAUAGUUCUUAUAAGGGUUCUAUCCUUGGUUACAUGUCUGGACUGGAUUUCUCAUGCAACAACCUAACAGGUGGCAUCCCACCUGCGUUAGGCCAAAUAUCUUCAUUGCAUGCACUAAACUUAUCUUAUAAUCAGUUGACUGGUAAAAUUCCAAUAACAUUGUCGGAAUUGGAUCUCUUGGAAAGUUUAGACCUCUCUCAUAAUAGUUUGAGUGGAGAGAUUCCUUCAUUAUUGAUUGAUCUAACCUUUCUUGAGGUUUUCAAUGUAGCCAACAACAACCUAUCAGGUAAAGUUCCAGAUAUGAAAGGACAAUUUGCAACAUUUGAGAAAAGCAGCUAUGAAGGAAACCUACUUCUUUGUGGACCACCACUAGAUAAAAGUUGCGCCAAAGUAAAUGAGUCAUAUACAAUACCAACACAGUCUUCAAAUGCAAGUGACGAAAAAUGGUAUGAAGUAGAUCCUAUGGCCUUCCAUACAAGCUUCUUGGUAACUUACAUCAUUUACUUUUUUGGUGUUAUUAGUCUUCUUUAUAUUAAUCCUUAUUGGCUACAAAGAUGCACCAACUUGACUGAAGAUCUUAUAUACAACUGUUAUUAUUAUUUUUUUUUUUUGAAACCUUAG
Juglans regia (Persian walnut) is the source of this 3453-nucleotide messenger RNA. RefSeq names its product receptor-like protein 56. NCBI's taxonomy places the organism in Eukaryota, Viridiplantae, Streptophyta, Magnoliopsida, Fagales, Juglandaceae. Gene Ontology annotation, molecular function: protein binding. The transcript is spliced from 8 exons. Bases 22 to 3453 code for a protein of 1143 amino acids. The record is from RefSeq and is a predicted model, not a curated record.